UCCCGCGCUGCGUCACCGACGUCCCGCCCACCUGGUGUGCGGCGCGCGAGCGGCCGCUGCAGCCCUGGCGGGUGGUUCUGGCCCUUGGGAGCGCGGAGGCCCGGCGCGUCGGCUAUGGCUCCCUGGGCUGUGGCCGAGCUCUGGGCGCUGAACCCGCUGCGCGCUCUGUGGCUCACGCUGACCGCCGCCUUCCUGCUGACCCUGCUGCUGCAGCUAGUGCCGCCCGGCCUGCUCCCGGGCUGCGCGCUUUUCCAGGACCUGAUCCGCUAUGGGAAAACCAAGCGUGAGGGGCCGUCGCGCCCGGCCGCCUGCCGGGUCUUUGAUGUGCCCAAGAGGUACUUUUCUCACUUCUACAUCAUCUCAGUGCUGUGGAACGGCUUCCUGCUUUGGCACCUUACUCAGUCUCUGUUCCUGGGAGUGCCUUUUCCAAACUGGCUUCACGGUCUGCUCAGAAUUCUCGGGGCUGCCCAGUUCCAAGGGGGUGAGCUGGCACUGUCCGCAUUCUUAGUGUUAGUAUUUCUGUGGCUACACAGCUUACGAAGGCUCUUCGAAUGCUUCUAUGUCAGUGUCUUCUCCAAUGCCGUGAUUCACGUCGUGCAGUACUGUUUUGGACUCGUCUACUAUGUCCUCACCGGCCUGACUGUGCUCAGCCAAGUGCCAAUGGACGGCAGGAAUGUCUAUGUGAUAGGGAAAAAUCUCUUGAUGCAAGCUCGGUGGUUCCAUAUCCUCGGAAUGCUGAUGUUUAUCUGGUCGUCUGUCCAUCAGUACAAGUGCCAUGUCAUUCUCGGCAAUCUCAGGAAAAAUAAAGCAGGGGUGGUCAUUCACUGUAACCACCGAAUCCCUUUUGGAGACUGGUUUGAAUAUGUUUCUUCCCCGAACUACUUAGCAGAGCUGAUGAUCUACAUUUCCAUGGCUGUCACCUUUGGGCUCCACAACUUAACUUGGUGGCUAGUGGUGACAUAUGUUUUCUUCAGCCAGGCGCUGUCUGCUUUCCUCAGCCACAAAUUCUACAAAAGCAAAUUUGUCUCCUAUCCAAAGCAUAGGAAAGCUUUCCUGCCAUUCCUGUUUUAAGGUAACCUCAGUCAUGAAGCAUGCAAACCAGGUGACAGGUGCGAUUCCUCAGGACAACAAAGUCUAGGGACCAAAGCACAGUUUCUGCAGAACUGUUUGUAACUCUGCAUUCCGUUUUUACACCCAAAAGUCUUCACCAAAUGAGCAAACCAAGACCCCGCGAGAAAAUGAAUCUUCAAAGAGGAAAUCCUUCUGGCAGGCCUGGGAGUGCUGUGUCUGCCUUCUGAGAUGCUUUAUAAAACCAACCAACUGCUAACAAGUAGAGGAGACUUCUCCAAGCUGCCUCACAAGCAAACUAACCAAGAAUAUGCCAACGGCUUCACACAUGCACCUACGUCCCCAGAGGAAGAGAUGAGACCAUCCGUGGCUUUUUGUUGGGGACAGAUGAGCUGGACUACGUAAGAAGCAGUAUAGCAGUGCGCAGUAACUAUUGCAUUUCAGUAAAAGCAGAAGAGCUUUUGGAAAUCACAAUAUAUAAUUUCACAGCAACAGAUUUAGGGGAAAAUGAGUUUGUUGGAGAUAGUGUAUACCUUCACAUACAGCCAUGAAGAUUUUCAGUUACGUAACCAGCAACAGUGGUUUCCACUCCUCUCCCCUUCAAAUCAUAGGAAACCACUCUUGUUUAAUACUUCUUUUGACAUGCCUUUCAAGGAAGUACCUUAAAAAUGAAAGCAUCUGAAAAUAAAAUAUUUUUAUAUUUA
Messenger RNA from Mustela erminea (ermine), 1772 nucleotides. It is a transcript of the gene SRD5A3, whose product is annotated as steroid 5 alpha-reductase 3. The coding region runs from base 115 to 1071 and encodes 318 amino acids. The transcript has 5 exons. Gene Ontology annotation, cellular component: endoplasmic reticulum. Gene Ontology annotation, molecular function: 3-oxo-5-alpha-steroid 4-dehydrogenase activity. The record is from RefSeq and is a predicted model, not a curated record. Lineage: Eukaryota; Metazoa; Chordata; Mammalia; Carnivora; Mustelidae. Gene Ontology annotation, biological process: polyprenol catabolic process; dolichol-linked oligosaccharide biosynthetic process.